Echinostoma caproni is the source of this 831-nucleotide messenger RNA. The record is from the annotation of a GenBank genome assembly. NCBI's taxonomy places the organism in Eukaryota, Metazoa, Platyhelminthes, Trematoda, Plagiorchiida, Echinostomatidae.
CUGCUCUGUCGCUUGACGCCUUCGCUCUGUUUGAAUUUCCUUGGUCUGGCCCAUUUGGACAGUCAUAUCUCACGCACUACUCUGAGUGUACCGGAAACGAUCUCAAAUUCGAUAAAUUCUGUGAUUGCCGGUGGCGAGCAAAACACUCAUUCCGAGUCGUCGUCAUCAUCACCGUCAUCGAAUCCUAGUCUGACUGUGCCGCGUGUCAGUUACACGGAUCUGGAGACCACGUAUACUCGAUUCAUGGGUCAUUUGGAUGUGAUCCCGUUCAUCGCGAGCGGAUUCAAUGUCUAUUUUCCCAUCCUGGUCGUUCUGUUGUGCGUGUUGACCUACGUGCGUUUCGGUGACCGAGUGCUGCAUCAUUUGGGCGUACCACAACUGUUGGACAAUUGGAUCGAAACAGACCAAGUGGCUGCUGCGGAUUCACCCAAUUCCCUAGUCGAAGAUGCCAUUCAAGAUGGAAGGUUGUUGUUGCGUAAAGAACGAAUGAUGCUGUCCAGAAACGAGCGCCUCACGCCGGUCGACGAUUCGUUCCGAUUCUCAUCCACCGGAUCAAGGAAAUCAUAUCGAUCGCGUCCAGAAGAUCGUGUUCACCUUCUGGAAUCCGCGCUCGAUCAUUCUGAAGGACGGUUCUCACCCGCUUUCAAAUCGGGUACUGCUGUGGUCCGACCCGAUGAGGAGUUAGAUGAUGAGGACGAGACUGAUCUACUCCCACCACUCUCGGCACAUGUGGAUCCGCUUCGGACAUCGCGAAAUCCAAUCGGUUCUGCCGGUUUGGUGGAGUAUUCCGAGGCGGAAAUUGAGAAACAAUUCUCUUUGGGUCGACACUAA